This is a messenger RNA of Penicillium canariense, 1173 nucleotides long. RefSeq lists its product as uncharacterized. The record is from RefSeq and is a predicted model, not a curated record. Gene Ontology annotation, cellular component: mitochondrion. Bases 1 to 1173 code for a protein of 390 amino acids. The transcript is spliced from 2 exons. Gene Ontology annotation, biological process: mitochondrial respiratory chain complex I assembly; biosynthetic process. Lineage: Eukaryota; Fungi; Ascomycota; Eurotiomycetes; Eurotiales; Aspergillaceae.
AUGUCCUUCCUCAGAGAGAUCACCCGGCCAUGUCGGGCCACAAAGGCAUGCCUCACGUUAAGAGGCACUUGGCCUCAGAACAGGCCAUUUAGUCGGACUGCAUCCGUCUCCGCGCCCAUCACCGCGGAGGAAGUCCGCGGCGCACAUAAAUACUGUGUUUCCCUCCUCUCAAAAUAUGACCGGCCCUCCUAUACCCUGAGCACCUUCAUCCCACCCCACGCCCGGUCCUUCUACAUCGCCCUGCGCGCAUUGAAUGUCUCCCUCUCCAUGAUAGCCGACACUACCUCCUCGCACACAAUCGGCCUGAUGCGCCUGCAGUUUUGGCGCGAUGCGGUCACGAAAACCCUGGCCGGUGCUCCACCCAAGGAACCCGUCGCGAUCCUGCUGGCCUCGGCCAUCUCUGAGCUCAACGAGCGCACCGAGGGACGCGCAAGGAUCACCAAGGGCUGGCUAACCCGCCUGAUCAAUGCGCGGGAGCAGACGCUCACAAACGACCCGUACCCCAACAUCGCAGCACUCGAGUCGUACGCCGAGAAUACCUACUCCACCUUAAUGUAUCUCACUCUGGCCGCGCUCCCGAUGACCUCUGUGACAGCGGAUCAUGUGGCGUCGCAUAUUGGCAAGGCGGUGGGCAUUGCGGCGGUCUUGCGCGGAUUGCCGUUGGUUGCAUUCCCGCAGCCGGCGCCCCAAUCGCCUAGUGGCCGUCCUGGGGGGCUAAGCGGCGGAGCUAAGCAAGGGGCGGUUAUGCUGCCCUUGGAUAUCAUGGCGCAGCAUGGCGUAAAGGAAGAGGAGGUGCUGCGACGGGGUGCUGAGGCAGAGGGUCUUCGCGACGCGGUGUUUGCCGUUGCUACGCGGGCGAGUGAUCAUUUGAUCACCGUGGACCAGAUGUUGAGCAACCUCCGCGCCGGAAAGGAUGUUGGACACGAUUUCGAGCACGAGGGGGAGGAGGGCCAUGAGUACGAUCAUUCGGUGGUUGGGGGCUCCCGGGGUAGCGAGACGCCCUUGGACGAGGUGAACCGGGCAUUUGGUGUGUUUAUGCCUGCGAUUGCGACGCGUCUGUGGCUGGACAGACUCCAGCAGUACGACUUUGAUGUCUUCCGUCCCGAGCUGCUCCGUGGAGAUUGGAGACUCCCCUGGAAGUCUUAUAUGGCAUUCCGGCGGAAGCAUAUCUGA